UAUUCAAAUCAGCGCACUCCCUGCGUCACUUGAGACGCAGCCAGCCCCAGGAAGGGACGCCGCCCCACCGCUCGCUUCACAAACGACAACAGCUACUUCCUCCUCUUGAGAACUGCUCCUGUUUUGCGUUCGGAAGAACCCUUCAACGCCGAAACCAUGUCUAACACACCCGACAACGCGAUCGCUCUGUCCGGAAUGAGCGGCUGGAAGCAUCACAUGCUGUCCUGCUUCGACAACUUCGGCAUCUGUGCGCUCACCUUUUGUUGCCCGUGCUAUGUCGCGGGGAAGAACGCUCAGGCCGUCGGGGAAAACUGCCUGUUCUACGGUGCCCUGACCUGCAUCGAGCCGGCAGGGGCGUACUCCCGGGCCUACGUCCGCGCUAAGGUCCAGGAGAAGGAAGGCCUACCAGCCGACUUCGUCUCCAACUUCCUCAUCCAUUUGACCAACCCUUGCUGUGCGAUGAUCCAGGAAUACAAGCAGCUCGGAGGGACGCUGCCAGUUCCCAAGAAACCUGCAGCAGCCGCCGCAGCAGCAGCAGAGCCCGCCGCCAACGCCGAGGCACCGGCCACGGAGGAAGUCCAGCGCACGUAGACAAACUUCGCCGAUACCUGCCCGGGACCAGCGGUCCUUCACACCGUAGCGCUCACUGGGCUGCCACGGAACACCUUGACGACAAACACGGAUAAUUGAACCUGUACAUACCGACAACGCAAGCAGCAACAAGCAAAAAUGGCGGUACUUUCUCUAUGUUUACAACCGAGAUGUGAGCGACGUCUUGUGCUCAGUUUGUUGAACAUGCUUAGCGCCAUGUUUUCCUAAUCUAUCAUAAUCCAGCAAAGGGAAUGUUCUUAGUAAGGGAGGAACAAUGUUCAGCCUGGACAAUUGUUGGGAACUCCGAAUGGUUUUGAAAAAAUAGAUGGAUACUUUGUACCUUUAACAAAAGUGUUGCAAUACAUAUUGUUGCCUGAUUUUGCAUACAUUCUCAGGUUCAGGUACCCCACUGGGCCCCAUGUAAAUGUAAAUCUCUUCUUUCAUAGCGCUAACAAAAUUCGUGCGUAAUAUUGACGUAGUUGAUUUAUGUAGACAAUUAACGACUUCAAUUUUCACAGGGGAGAAUUUAAUUGAAUAUUGUUUUGUUUUUCACAACUUGCCAUCAAACGGCUGAAAAUAAUGUUUAUCAUUAGGGACUGUCUCCUGGCCUGUAUGUACAAGGCUAUGUUUUGGCGCAGAGCUACACAAAAUGACGACUUCUUAAAAACGAAACAAUUUCCUUCCAUAAGGCAAAUUUAUCCUAGAUUCCAAACGAGUAGGCGGAUCGUAAACUGCCGCUUAGCAUCAUCUUGGAUUCGGUGCGAAAUUUAUUCCGCUUUUCCUGAAAAAGUAGGUCAUGUUGUAACUCCGAGAUGCAGUUGACGUCGAGGGGCCACCUUCAACAAACCGUCAUUCCAUGGUCAUAAGACUUUCCCAUCUAUACUUCGUUCUUCAUAGCAAAAACAACAUCGACUAUUAUUAUUUUUUCACUCAUGUUAAUCCGUGUCUUUUGUUCAUUGUCCACCUUUUGAAAAACAUCUCUUUUAGCGGAGAAAAGGCAACUGUGGGUACAGAAAACUCCCAAGCAGGGCCUCUAGAUGAAAGGCUGUGUACGUUUCUCACUCGCCAGCCUCCGUCAGUAGAGUAACAACAUGUUCCCGGCUUCCCUGUUACUCAAGGGUUUCACUUGCAGAAAGUGGUCUGGCGCGCCCGAUCUAAUUUGAUCAGCAUCGAACGGCCUUUUAUCUGAGUGGAUUUUUGCAGCGGCCCCGUUUAAGGCACAGGGCCAAUUCUUGUACUGUACUAGUUACUCUUUCCUAUAUCGUCAUUUACACGACAUGGACACUGGUGAACGCCUUUGAUAAUGUCUUUUCCAUCUUGAAUGUGGGGAAAAUCUUGAUAUAGACUAGACAAAAAAGAGGGCACGUAUUCCCGACGAUUUAGCGAUAUAUAUGGGGUUUUGGUACGUCGACUUUUCUUACAUCAGCUAUGGAUCUUGCCAACCGACUUAACUGUAUAAAAUAAUCACUAUUGACAUUUAAUCAGUGAAAGCCUUUGUAUUGUCAAAAAGUGUGUAUGCCAACAAUGGGUAAUGAAUGGCUUUUAAAAUUUUCAACAUCAAGUUAGCCGUAGAUGUCUGUGUGCUAAGUCAGAGAAGACUGUACAUUUCAGACGCUCGACAAUAUUACACAUUACAGAAACAAACGAUGAAUGUGGAAUGACAAAUUUUCCCUCGCAUCCUGAUUCCAGAGGGAAUUUUUUUACCUGUACUGUGAAUUAAUUAAAGUGCUCCUUUUUAUUUUGUAUUCAUAACA
Messenger RNA from Branchiostoma belcheri (Belcher's lancelet), 2345 nucleotides. Its product is annotated as cell number regulator 3-like. NCBI's taxonomy places the organism in Eukaryota, Metazoa, Chordata, Leptocardii, Amphioxiformes, Branchiostomatidae. The record is from RefSeq and is a predicted model, not a curated record. Bases 157 to 591 code for a protein of 144 amino acids. The transcript has a single exon.